CCUCGCCUCGCACAUGCGCACUCUGACUCAUCAAUACCAUGUCAAACCACAGAAAUGAAAGUGUUCCCUUGAAAAGUACGUGAUGAAGUGGUGAACGAGCAGUUUAGAUCACCGAAGAGUCCCCGAGGAGCUUGUUAACAACAAGCCAAAGAAACAUCAACAACAUGUUUGGAAAGAAGAAGAGAGCCCCGCAGCCCAGAGGACAGGGCGCUGCUGCAGCCAAGCAGAUGGGUCUGUUUAUGGACCCUGAUGAGAUGAUGAUGGGUAUGGAGGGGGAUCUGGACGACCCGGACCUGGAGGCUGAACUUGCUGCUAUCACUGGAGAUCGACCUGCUGGUGGAGGGAAAGCUGGGCACAAAGGCAAAAGCCCGCUGCCCAUGGAGGACAUCGCCAAGAUGGCUGACGAGUGUAUGAGAGACUUGGAUGAUGAUGAAGAUGACGGUGACCUAGAGGAUGAUGAGGAUCUAUUGGCAGAGCUGCAGGAAGUGGUGGGUGAGGAGGAGGCUGAGGAUGAUGUAACUGUUUCCUCCACAUCUUCUGCUGCUGCUGCUGCUGAGUCUCCUCAAGCUAAAACACCACAAUCCCCAGAGCCGCAGCAGCAGGAAGUAAAAGUCUCUUCUGCAGCACCGGGCAGCCUACAGCACACCCUGGAGGAGAGAGUCACCAUGUACAAGACGGCGUCCAAUAACGCCAAAGCUGCCGGGGAGACGUCCAAAGCCCGACGAUACGAUCGCGGCCUAAAGACUCUGGAGUCGAUGUUAGCCGCUGUGAAAAAGGGCAGAGCUGUAAACGAGGCAGAGAUUCCACCUCCCGUUGCCUCCGGAGCCCCGAGUGACCCCUCUCGUCCCGCUGUCCCCCACAGACCUCCUCCCCCUGUACCCUCCCCUCCAGAGUCCACUCCUUCAGAGAAGCCAGAGGAGUCAGAGCUGGUCAGUCCAAGCAGUGAAGAAGAGAAGUCAUCCUCCAUCUCUCUGCCUCCUCUGAGCAACGUCCCAUCACCUGAGGAGGCAGCAGAGGAGCAGACAGAGGAAGCGGUGAAACCACUGCAGACGGAUGCCAACGAGGCAGCCAAGGGGAUGCUUUUGGAGAGGCAGAAGGAGUACAAGAUGGCAGCCCUGAUGGCCAAGAAGCAGGGAGACGUGGAACAAGCUAAGCUUUACUUCAGGACCAGUAAGAGGUUUGAUGCAGUGAUCGAGGCGUUGGAGAAAGGACAAGAUGUCGACCUGAGUGGCCUUCCUCCACCGCCGGGAGACGGCGGAAGCUCUGCUUUGGUGAAAAGCCCGUCCUCAGGACCAAGUAUAGAAGUCACUGAACCGGUCACAUCAGCUCCAGCCGCUGCUCCCCCGUCAGCCCCUGCAGCUCCCAAAGACGUGCUAGAGGCUCUGGAGCAGAGAAGAGCCAAGUAUGUGGAGGCGUCCAAUCAGGCCAAAGCCAGCGGAGACGACCGCAAGGCCCGCAUGCACGACCGCAUCGCGAAGCAAUACCAGAGUGCCAUCAGAUCUCACAAAGCAGGGAAAGCCGUCAACUAUGAGGAGCUGCCAGUCCCACCUGGUUUUCCUCCGAUCCCCGGCCAGAAGUCGACAGGAGCUGAGCAGGGAUUCAUCGCUGCUCUGCAAGCAGCCGAUAAGAUCGCUUCUACUGAUCCUACUGCGUUAGCAAAUGAGGAAGACGAUGAUGAAAAGGAGGAGGGGUCUAAACCAGCUGCUCCAGUGGCACCAAAGAAGCCCACGUUAGAGGUCCCGCCUGCAGGUCAAGGAAGAAAGAGGACUCCAUCACCUUCACCUGACAGGACGUCCGGCAGGGAGGGGCUCUCACCUACAGCGGUCCAGCAGCUGGAGUUCCUGGAGGGCAGGAAGAAGCAGUACAUGAAGGCGGCUCUGCAGGCCAAGCAGAAGAACGACAUGGAGCAGGCCAAGGUUUUCCUCCGCACCGCCAAGGGCUUUGAGCCGAUGAUCGAGGCGGCACGCAGCGGGAAAACUGUGGACAUCAGCGCGGUGCCGUCGCCCCCUGGUGACGAAGAAGACGACUUCAUCCUGGUCCAUCAUAGCGACGUGCAGAUCUCAGAGAAAGCAGAGAAGGUUUACACGCAGCUGGCCAACAUCCUCAAAGAGCAGUACGAGAAAUGUAUGACCCACUCAAAGCAGUUCACACACCUGGGGAACGUUGCAGAGACAACAAAGUUUGAGAAGAUGGCGGCGAGCUGUAAGAAGAGUCUGGAGGUCCUGAAGCUGGCUCAGUCCAAAGGUCUGCCUCCCCCGAAACAUCACUUUGAGGAGCGAUCGUUCCACACCGUCAGGAUAUUUCCAGAGCUGAGCAGCACUGAGAUGGUCGUUGUUAUAGUCAAAGGGAUGAAUCUUCCUGCUCCCAGCGGAAUCCAAACCAACGACCUUGAUGCCUUUGUGAAGUUUGACUUCCCAUACCCGAGCACGGAGCAACCGCAGAGACACAAAACUGCUGUCAUCAAAAACACCAACUCCCCGGAGUUCAACCAGAGCUUCACCCUGACCAUCAACAGGAACCACCGCGGCUUCAGGCGGGUGGUGGCGUCUAAGGGCCUCAAACUGGAGCUGCUGCACAAAGGCGGCUUCCUGCGGAGCGACAAGCCGCUCGGCGCAGCCCUCGUGAAGCUGGAGAAACUGGAGUCACAGAGCGAGAUCAGGGAGAUCGUAGAGGUGAUUGACGGCCGUAAGCCCACAGGGGGUCGGGUCGAGGUGAAGGUCCGCCUGCGGGAGCCUCUUAGUGGUCAGGACAUGCAGACGAGCACCGAGCGCUGGCUGGUGGUCAACCAGUCACAGCUUCUGGUUUAGAGGCUGCUUCAGGAAUAAACACGUCAAAAAGAUAAAGAUGAAAGCUUCUCAAUCAAAAACACUCAGAUGAGGAGGAGGAGGAGGAGGAGGGAGGAGGAGGAGGAGGAGAGAGGAGGAGGAAGAGGAUGGAGUUUGAGAUGUGGUAAAGACUGUCUCUCGUUCAGACCGGACUCAGACCUCCUCGGGUCUUUGACUUGUCAGAACUUUUGCACAUUUGACACCAGAGCUCCUUUUUCACGCUGCAGUCCUCCAGGAGGAGACUUGGAGCUGCUUCAGGGUAGGUCAGAUGCUCUCUGGAUCUCACGCCUCUGAGCGAUGACUCCAGCUGAUGGACAAAUGUUCCAUUUGCUAAAUUAGAGGAAAGAUUGAUUUCCUUUCAGGUGCAGGUAUAAGCUAGUGAUGAGUUUUCAGGGACAGCUGUCCUUAAAGUCUCCUUGUGCAUCACUCGGCCUCCUGGAGGACGAUGACAUGGUGUCGUCUGCUGACGCUGAAGGAGCUCAGUGUCAAGCUAACCUGAUCCUGCUGCCCGACAUGACUCUAGUUAAUAUAAUAAAUAUCAAAGAAUGUGUAUAUAUUCUUCAUAUUACUCAGCUCUGGUAUCUAGAACUGCACCUAUGCACUAAUACCAAAGUAAUCACUGUUGCUGUAAAAUCCUGCGUAUUUGAAAUGGCCUUUAUCUGCUGAACCAGUGACCUGACAGGAGGGGACUGUGGUGACUGGAUUCAUUCUCUCUCUUACAUUUCAUCUUGUUUUCAAAGAGCAGGCAGAGACGUUUUACAGGAGUAAGCCAAGAAGUAACGAUACUACACAAGGUUUGAUUAUAUCACUCUGUUUAUUGGUCCACCCUCCUUUUCUGGCACCUUCCCCCUUGAUUCUUAAAGUCACACACUAACUGUGGUCUCUGAAUUUCACUCUCACUCUUCUCAGCUUUAGAUGUGUUAGAUUUAUUUAUGUCUUGUUCACACUGAGUGGAACAAAUCUUUGCAGAGUGAGAGCAUUUCAGUCUAAAGAGCUUUAAUUGAUUUUAUCUAAAGGUAAAUAUGUGUAAUGGCACAGACAGGGAGGGGGUUAAAAAGGGAUUUUAAGUUAUAAUGUUUCAGCUGAUUUCAGUUUAAAAACACUGUAAAUAUUUUAGGAACAAGGAAGUCGACCUGUUGGGAGACAUGCUUAUUUUUGUUAUUUGAGAGUGACGUGAAGAUUGAUACCACUUUCAUUUCUCUGAGUCUAAAUCCCUUUUUAUGUAGACAGUUCAAGACGCAAUAUUUAUACAUCUGGCCUUCACAAAGGCACAAUGGGUGGACAAAAUCACCCCAACGCUGCGCCGGCAUCAGAGGUAGUAACAGAGGCGAGAAAGGAUCGCUGUGGAGCUCCCACUGUGUGUGUACCUGUGUGUUUGAGCUCAACGCAGAGCGGUUGUUUCCCAUACACUCAAAUUGAGUCAUGCGCACACACACACGCAAAAUAACACCUCUGUGACAUUCAGAUUGAAGUCUCGAUGUUACAUGGGCUCAAAUGUCAUGUCUUGAACUGGCAAGAUGGAAAGGGUUAAAGUGAAACCACACACUUGGACACCACUCCAUCUCUUGAUCAAUAUGAAAGUUCAAAGGUGUAAUGAUGGCAGAGCUGCCUUGCAGUUCUGUUCAGGACUCUAAGUAAGGAAAGGGCUUCAGCUUAGCAUGAAGACUUGAAGCAGGAGGAACUUUCUAAAAUCUAUAAAGCUGAAGACUAUAAAGUAUCUCUCAUUUUUAUCUGUUUAUAAACAUAAAAAGAAAACACAUUGCUCACUUCAGAGGGAGGUCCAUGCUGUAAAUGUCUCUCUGUGACCAGGGGUGUGUCGUGUCAUCUGAUUGGCCACCCCAGGUGCCAACCCCAAAUCCUAUCUUGCUAAUAACUAAUUACCCUGUAAGAGGCAGGACUUAUUUUAAAAUCAGCUGUUUGGGACGUGUUAUCAGUGCCUUCAGUUGUGACUUAAGUCUUUAAAGAAUGAAGCUAAGAAGAUUUACACACAUGCCCAUGUGUUUUGGAGUAUAAAAGCUGUAUGAUACUUAACACGUAAAAGAUAUACACAGAUACCCCGGCCACCCCUGCUAGAGUUGGGCCACCCCAGUCGAAAAAGCCUGGACACGCCCCUGUGAGUGUGUAGCCUUGGACGAAGCCAUGCUAGUUGUUUCUCCUGCUUCCAGUGUUCAUUCUAGGCUAAGCCAAUCUAUUUCAAAUUCACAACUAAGAGUCUGGUAAAGAUCCUCUCAUCUGACUCGCAACAUUAAAGCAUGUUUCCCAGGAUGUAUCUACGACUUUAAAGGGUAAUUCCACUAUUCUUUUUAACCUGGAUGUGAUUUUUACAUAUUUUGGGGAUACACUCAGAUCGUUCUACCUCCCUCUUUACCUCCCUCUACUCUCCCUCUUUUCAGCUUUUUUCCUGCAACAGUUUACCUCUCCAACGAGAGCCAAAAAGAUUCUCUCUCUGAUUCUAAACUUAAAGCUCUUUCUCUGUUUUCUGUCGGACGGUAACUCAAAUCUUUAUCUACCUUUGUGUUUUCAUCAAGUCCCCAAAAUGAGUCAAAAGAUCUCCAGGUUAGAAGAAAGUAGCGACCUUCAUAUAACACUUUUAUUUAACUAUGCAUCAGAUCCUGAAUCUUUGGUUGAGUCCUUCAUAUUUGAAAAAAGGGUCAGUUCACCUAAAUUACAGAAACUCUUACAUUUUUUUAUACUUCAUUGAGGUCUUUUCCUCCAGGGACUCUGACCCUUCCACAGUCCAAAGUCACCCUCGUUAGGUUGAUCGAUCACUCUAAAUCAUCCAUAGGUGUCUGGUUGUUUGUCUCUGCAUGUCAGUCCUGUGAUUGACUGACAACAUGUCCCGGGUGUAACCCUGCCUCUUGCCCUAUGACCGCUGUGAUUGGCUCCAGCCCUCCUGCGACCCUGAACUGGUUAAGAUUUAAAUAUGAAGGAUGGACAUGUUUGUCCAGCCAUCGUUAACAUCGUUGGCUGUUUAGAGAAGUAGUUUAAUGAGCGUCUAAUCUUUAAGUUAGGUUAACAUGGAUGAUGUCCUUCAAGUGCCUAAAAAAGGAGAAAGUCUCACAAGUAAUGUGAGCGUUAUUCAAAGACAGCAGCUCUUACUGAGUGGGUGUUAUAAAAAAUGUCAUCAUGACUUAAACGACUCUGUGCUGAAUAUUUAAUCCAAAGAGAACACCGAGUUCUGAUGAGUCAGCAGGACGAGAUGUGAUAUCUGCAGUAAUUUGAGUGAACUGGCCCUUUAAUGUUUGUAGUGCAGCAUUAUGAAGCUGUAACAAACACACUGAGCCGAACACUGUAACAGCUUUCUCGACAGGUUUACCUCGACGUGAUCUGCAGCGCUUCUAAGUUCUCUGUUUUCAUGAAUCAAUGAAACUGACACUCGUUCAGCCUUCAUCAUCAUCGUCAUCCUCAUCAUCAUUAUGAAAACACUGUUAUCCCGCCAUGUUCCGUUAACAUUUCAAUAACCGGCAUGUUUACAGAGAUGAAUGAUGUCACUGUUUAUAUUUAGUAAAUUAUCUGUAAAAACAGAAUCAGUUAUAUUUUGCUUUUAAAUCGUGGACUGAAUUCCCGACCUGCUUUCAAAUGUACACAUUAAAAUACCUUCUUUUAUUUCA
Notolabrus celidotus (New Zealand spotty) is the source of this 6436-nucleotide messenger RNA. It is a transcript of the gene cc2d1b, whose product is annotated as coiled-coil and C2 domain containing 1B. Gene Ontology annotation, cellular component: nucleus. Bases 165 to 2807 code for a protein of 880 amino acids. The transcript is spliced from 26 exons. Gene Ontology annotation, biological process: regulation of transcription by RNA polymerase II. Lineage: Eukaryota; Metazoa; Chordata; Actinopteri; Labriformes; Labridae. Gene Ontology annotation, molecular function: RNA polymerase II cis-regulatory region sequence-specific DNA binding; DNA-binding transcription repressor activity, RNA polymerase II-specific. The record is from RefSeq and is a predicted model, not a curated record.